AUGAAAUUCGCAAUCUUCUCCGUCAGCUUUCUCGCUGCCUUCGUUGCAGCCGCACCUGCUUCCGUUGGAAAGCUCAACAAGCGCGCCACUGCCUCCGAUGCCGCCUCUGUAGGUUACGCUACCCAGAAUGGCGGUACCAAAGGUGGUGCCGGUGGCUCUACCACCACUGUUUCCUCCCUUGCUGCCCUUCAGACUGCGGCAACUUCGUCCGGCUCGAAGGUUAUUGUUGUUAAGGGAACCAUUACUGGUAACACUGUCAUCAAGGUUGCAUCUGAUAAGACCAUCGUUGGUGCCAACUCUAACGCCGUUCUCUCUGGCGUUGGUCUCCGCGUGAACGGCGUCUCGAACGUUAUCAUCCGCAAUUUGACCAUCAAGAAGGUCCUCGCUACUGCCGGUGAUGCCAUCGGUAUCCAGGCUUCCAAGAAUGUCUGGGUUGACCAUUGCGAUCUGUCUUCUGACCGUGACCACGACAAAGAUUAUUACGAUGGACUCCUCGAUGUCACCCACGCCUCUGACUACAUUACCCUUUCCAACAACUUCCUCCACGACCACUGGAAGGCAUCCCUCGUCGGUCACUCUGACUCUAACGGUUCCGAGGACAAGGGUCAUCUCACUGUCACCUACGUCGGUAACUUCUUCUACAACUUGAACUCCCGUGGUCCUUCUUUCCGUUUCGGUACCGGUCACAUCUACAACAACUACUACCUCUCUGUCUCCGAUGGUAUCAACACCCGCCAGGGUGCGCAGUUGUUGGUUGAGAACAACGUCUUCGUUGACUCUGACAAGCCUCUUUACUCCACCGAUGCUGGUUACGCUUACGCUUCUGGCAACGACUUCGGUGAUGGCGAGAACACAGCCCUUACUGGUACCCUCAAGUCGGUUCCUUACUCAUACACCAAGGUCGCGGCAUCCGCUGUCUACUCUGCUGUCUACGGAACCGCUGGUGCCACCCUCACCUUCUAA
Messenger RNA from Morchella importuna, 963 nucleotides. RefSeq lists its product as uncharacterized. Gene Ontology annotation, molecular function: pectate lyase activity. Bases 1 to 963 code for a protein of 320 amino acids. The record is from RefSeq and is a predicted model, not a curated record. NCBI's taxonomy places the organism in Eukaryota, Fungi, Ascomycota, Pezizomycetes, Pezizales, Morchellaceae. The transcript has 4 exons.